Messenger RNA from Anopheles maculipalpis, 1949 nucleotides. RefSeq names its product golgin subfamily A member 1 (gene Golgin97). The transcript has 6 exons. Gene Ontology annotation, cellular component: Golgi apparatus. NCBI's taxonomy places the organism in Eukaryota, Metazoa, Arthropoda, Insecta, Diptera, Culicidae. The coding region runs from base 2 to 1942 and encodes 646 amino acids. The record is from RefSeq and is a predicted model, not a curated record.
AAUGUUUACUUCGCUAAAGAACAAAAUACGCGAAGAAACUGGCAACGAUGUAGCACCACUGUCCGUAUCCCGAACGCGCCGCAGCCGACCAGAAUCACUCACCAGUGCCAGCUCGAUCGACGAGCUAAGCGUACUGGAGCAGAAGGAUGCCGAGCUGAACGCCACCCGGCUCGAGCUGCAGGAGCUUGCCGGCCAUUUGACCAACUUUCGAGAGCAGGCACGCUCACUGGAGGAGGAAACCGCUCGCCUGAAGCAAACGAAUAGCGCCCUCGAGGCUAAGCUGCAAGCCUGUCAGCUGCAGCGUGACCUCCAGCGUGAAGAACAGGAUAAGAUACAGAACUGCCAGCAGCAGGAAAUAUCUAAGCUGAAGAGUAUGCUACUAUUUCGCGAACAGGAAGCAAUCGACCGGAUAGCACAUCAGAAGAAUGCGGAACAGCAAGCCGAAAGUCUUCGGCAGGAGGUGAACCGUAUGCGGGAGCUCGAACCAAUGCUGGAAAACACUCAGGAUGAGCUGGAAAAUCUGCGCCAUUCGUCGCAGUGCGAGCGAAAUAGUUUGCUGUCCAAGCUGGCCGCGGUCGAGGAAGCAAACCGGCACCUGAAAAGUCGCGUCCAGGUGCUGGAUACGCGCGUUUCGCUCGGCACCAACAGUGGCAGCACGGAUGAGAAGGUGCAAAGUUUGCUGCAGGAACGGGAUAUGCUCGAGCAACGGUUAGAAGCGGCCCAUCUGCAUUUGUCUGACAUAAAAACGCGUUGGAGCGCACAGAACAUGACGCUCGAAACGCAGGUCAGUCGGUUGUCACGCCAGGUCGCGGAGGAAACCACCGAAAAGCAUAAUGCGCUGAAGGUAAAGGAUGAGCUGAUCGAGAAGCUGAAGCAGCUAGAGUUCGAGUUUGAGAAGCUACGGUCGGAAAUAACACAACGUGACAAUAAGAUCAAGCUUAUGAAUGAAGAAAUCGAUGAAUUACAUUCUGCCCUGCGAGAGGCACGUGAGCAGCAUGAGGAGGAGGUCACGUUCAUGAGCAGCAAAGUAGAACAACUGCAAACCGAAUGUACCGACCUGCGUUCGAACCUCACUGAAUCAGAACAGCGACUACUGGAGUGCUUGGAGAGUGCUGACCGUUCUACCGGUGCCUAUCAGGGUCAGGUAGCUGAGCUGGAGAGCACCGCACGGGAACUUAAUCGUCAACUGGCUAGCGAAACUCAAGAGAAAAUGGCUGUCCUGAUGAAGAACGCAGAAAUGUCGCAGCAGGAGGAAAUUUUACGUCAAGAACUACGACAUGAGAAAGAUGAAUCUAUCGAGCUUCAUGAACGUGCUAUGAUGCUGCAGCAUGAACUAGAUAAACGCCUAAACACGGUCAAUGAGCUAAGAAAGCAGGUGGACGAACUGAUGACCACGAAUCUCAACCUAAACGCUGAUCUUGUGGACAAAAAUAAGGUUCGUUUAAGCGUCAAUAAAUGGCUAAACCCACUCUGUCUGACCAUGUAUUUUUCGCAGAUUAUAAAAACUUUAAAUCAACGCCUCGUGGACAUGAAGAAAACGCUUCAGGAGGAGCUUAAAGGUCAACAUAAUUGCAACAACAAUAAUAACAUCAAUUACAUUGGCGGUAAUCAACAACCACCAACCCACGAUCGGUCGCUGGAACGAUCGAAAAGCUUCGAGGGAAAAAUGAUAGUAGCGAAAGAGAAUGGAAUCCUGAAACAGAACGGAUCGACGAGCAGCGGACCCGUAGUAAUGGAUGAAGUGAACUUUCGCUAUCUGAAGCAUGUGAUAAUCAAAUUUCUUACUAGUCGAGAGGUUGAAGCACGACACUUGAUAAAAGCCGUCUCAACACUGCUGCAGCUUAGCUACGAGGAGGAGAAACUGCUGCAGGACACGCUUAACUGGAAGAUGAGCUGGUUCGGUGGCAGCCGACCGGGACAGGUAACGAUGUCUACCAGCUAAAGAUCUG